Molecule: messenger RNA, 3343 nt
Organism: Lathyrus oleraceus (garden pea)
Lineage: Eukaryota; Viridiplantae; Streptophyta; Magnoliopsida; Fabales; Fabaceae
Product: importin subunit beta-1
Exons: 3
Coding region: 174-2795 (873 amino acids)
Biological process (GO): protein import into nucleus
Molecular function (GO): small GTPase binding
Source: RefSeq, a predicted model, not a curated record
UAGAAUCGAAUAUAAAAAAGGGGAAUACUGAAGAAACAAAAGUUUAACAUUGGCGUCUCUGCUUUUUCCCACACUCUCCCUGCUAGGGUUUCAGAGUCGCCGCGCGCUACUCAGUUUCAAUUCUCCGAACUUUUCUCCGGCAAUCUCCGAUCAACGAGACUACUCCCGUUCAGAUGGCUAUGGAAGUUACACAGAUCCUCUUAAAUGCUCAAGCAGUGGAUGCUUCUUUAAGGAAGCAAGCUGAAGAUAACUUGAAACAGUUCCAGGAGCAGAAUCUUCCAAGUUUCUUAUUUUCUCUUGCUGGAGAAUUGGCAAAUGAUGAGAAGCCGUCUGAGAGUAGGAGGCUAGCUGGUUUAAUUCUCAAGAAUGCUUUGGAUUCCAAAGAACAACACAAAAAGAUUGAAUUUGUUCAGAGAUGGCUGGCUAUGGAUCCAACUUUCAAAGCACAAGUCAAAGCAUUUUUAUUGAGGACCCUAUCUUCUCCUUCUCCAGAUGCUCGAUCAACUGCAUCUCAAGUUAUAGCAAAAGUUGCUGGCAUUGAAUUACCCCACAAGCAAUGGCCUGAGUUGAUAGGAUCCCUCUUGUCAAAUGCUCAUCAGCUUCCUGCUCCUACUAGGCAGGCAACUCUCGAGACCCUUGGAUACAUUUGUGAAGAAGUAUCCCCAGAUGUGGUAGAGCAGGAUCAUGUAAAUAAGAUACUCACUGCAGUUGUUCAGGGAAUGAACUCUACAGAAGAAAACAAUGACGUUAGGCUUGCUGCUAUACAGGCAUUGUACAACGCAUUGGGUUUUGCUCAGGCAAAUUUUUCCAAUGAUAUGGAGCGCGAUUACAUAAUGAGAAUUGUUUGUGAAGCCACUCUCUCCCCUGAAAUAAAGAUCCGACGUGCUGCUUUUGAAUGCUUGGUUGCUAUUUCUUCUACAUAUUAUGAAAAGUUGGCUCCUUAUAUCCAAGAUAUCUUCACAAUCACUGCCAAAGCUGUUAAGGAAGAUGAAGAGCCUGUUGCACUUCAGGCAAUUGAGUUUUGGAGUUCAAUUUGUGAUGAAGAAAUAGAUAUUUUAGAAGAAUAUGGAGGUGAAUUUAGCGGUGAUUCAGAUGUUCCGUGCUCUUAUUUUAUAAAACAGGCUCUUCCAUUUCUUAUUCCCAUGUUAUUGGAAACACUUCUAAAACAAGAGGAAGAUCAAGAUCAAGAUGAAGGAGCUUGGAACAUUGCCAUGGCUGGUGGUACAUGCUUGGGAUUGGUUGCACGGACAGUUGGUGAUGAUAUUGUGCCUCUGGUUAUGCCAUUUAUUGAAGAGAAUAUAACUAAACCGGACUGGAGGCAAAGGGAAGCUGCAACUUAUGCAUUUGGUUCCAUUCUAGAAGGUCCUUCCCCUGAGAAGCUUGUGCCGCUUGUGAAUAUGGCUCUGAGCUUCAUGCUCAAUGCACUGACAAAGGACCCAAACAAUCAUGUGAAGGACACCACUGCAUGGACUCUUGGGCGAAUGUUUGAAUUUUUGCAUGGGUCAGCUUUGGAUACUCCCAUCAUCAAUAAGGGAAACUGCCAACAAAUUAUUACUGUCCUCCUUCACAGCAUGAAAGAUGUUCCAAAUGUUGCUGAGAAGGCCUGUGGUGCUCUUUAUUUCCUUGCUCAAGGUUAUGAGGAUGCUGGAUCUGCAUCCUCUCCAUUGACCCCCUUCUUUCAGGAAAUUGUCCAGGCUCUUCUCACUGUUACACACAGAGAGGACACUGGAGAGUCCCGCCUCAGAACAGCAGCAUAUGAAGCUCUGAAUGAAGUAGUGAGGUGUUCUAAUGAUGAUACAGCUCCAAUGGUCGCCCAACUGGUUACUGUCAUCAUGAUGGAGCUUCACCAGACUCUUGAGAAUCAGAAGGUCUCAUCUGAUGAUAGGCAGAAUGAAUUACAAGGCCUUCUAUGUGGUUGUUUGCAAGUAAUCAUACAGAAGUUAGGUGCGUCUGAUCCAACAAAGCAUCAUUUAAUGCAGUAUGCUGACCAAAUUAUGGGUUUGUUCUUGAGAGUAUUUGCUUCUCGUAGUGCAACGGCGCAUGAAGAGGCAAUGCUUGCCAUUGGUGCUUUGGCUUAUGCAACCGGCACUGAGUUUGUUAAAUACAUGCAAGAAUUUUACAGGUAUUUGGAGUUGGGUCUUCAAAAUUUUGAGGACUACCAGGUUUGUGCCAUCACAGUGGGUGUGGUAGGUGAUGUAAGCAGGGCUUUGGAGGAGAAGAUACUGCCUUAUUGUGAUGGGAUAAUGACCCAACUUCUCAAGGAUUUGUCCAGUAAUCAGUUGCAUAGGUCUGUAAAGCCUCCAAUUUUUUCAUGUUUUGGCGACAUUGCUUUGGCAAUUGGUGAAAACUUUGAAAAGUAUUUGUUAUAUGCUAUGCCUAUGCUCCAGAGUGCUGCUGAGCUCUCUGCUCAUACCGGUGGGGCAGAUGAUGAUAUGACUGAGUACACAAACACUUUAAGAAAUGGAAUUCUUGAGGCAUACUCUGGGAUCUUCCAAGGAUUCAAAGGUUCCCCGAAGACACAGCUUCUGAUGCCUUAUGCUCCUCAUGUAUUGCAAUUCCUGGACAGUUUGUACUUGGAGAAGGACAUGGAUGAUGUUGUGACCAAGACAGCAAUUGGUGUGCUUGGAGAUUUAGCUGAUACUUUAGGUGGAGCUGCUGGUCCUUUGAUUCAGCAAUCUGUAUCUAGCAAAGACUUUCUGAAAGAGUGCUUAUCAUCUGAUGAUCACUUGAUCAAGGAAUCUGCGGAAUGGGCCAAGUUGACACUCAGCCGAGCAAUAUCGUUACCAUCAUAUUGAGGCUCCUUGCUGUUUCAUGGGUCCUACUUCUUCCAUACAUGUUCAUCGCUGCGUUGGGGUCUCAAUUGCAUACCAUGAGUCGGGUCAUCACCAUUUUUGGGCAUAGGUGUUUCGGUCAGUUGGCUGUCUGCAUUUUGUCAGAACAUGGAGUCUACUUUUUUUCAUUUUAUUUUUUUGAAUUUAUUAUUAUGCAUUGCUAUGGAGGAAGUUGGUGGGUGAUGAUCCAUCUUUCUGCUAACUUGGCAGAAAAGAUGUGGUUUUUUGCAUACAGAAAGAGAAACUGGGUGGAAAGGAGGGCAAGAAGAAAAGGAUAUAUCCCCAUGAAAUGCCAAUACAGACAUCAGUAUUGAGCUUGCAUGUGUUAUUAUUUGAAAUGUUUGGAGUCUAUGGUGGUCCUGAAAUGAACAACAUUGUCUUUUUUUUUUUUUUACUUUUACUAUUGGUUGUAGAGUGAAAUUAUCAUCUUAGUCCUUCCUGUGGUUUAAACACAGGUAAUGAAACAUAUUUAGCUCGUUCUCUUGAAAUUGUUCAAAUAAUUUUGUUUCUCA